Molecule: messenger RNA, 987 nt
Organism: Heterostelium album PN500
Lineage: Eukaryota; Evosea; Eumycetozoa; Acytosteliales; Acytosteliaceae
Gene: zntB
Product: zinc/iron permease
Exons: 3
Coding region: 1-987 (328 amino acids)
Biological process (GO): zinc ion transmembrane transport
Cellular component (GO): membrane
Molecular function (GO): zinc ion transmembrane transporter activity
Source: RefSeq, a predicted model, not a curated record
AUGGAUUUACUACCAGAGUCAAUCGAACAGAUCGGAUUCUUACCUGCAAACUUUUAUUUCUUUGGAGGUAUGCUAUUUUUCGCAAUCAUUCUUAAAUUGGUACCGGAUGCCGAUGAUCAUGAUCAUGUUGAUGAACAUGCUCAUAAAUCAGUUGAGAAAUCAGAGAAAUCCACAAGUGAAAAGAGUGAUGGUGCAUCCACUGAGAAGAGCACCAAAGAAAAAUCGUCAUCAACCACCAAAUUGAGAAAGGAGAAGAAAUCAACUGACGACUCUGAUAACACCGUUGCCGACAACAAAAACGACGACCACCACGAUGACGACGAUUUGAAAAAGAAAAAGAAAGACAACUAUUUGAAGAACUUGGGUGUUGUCACUGCAAUUGGAAUUAGUUUACACAAUUUCCCAGAGGGUGUAGCAGUGUAUCUCUCCUGUUUGAAAGGUAUCAGCGUUGGAAUGCCACUGAUGUUGGCUAUCGCUGCACACAAUAUUCCAGAGGGUAUGGCUGUUGCCGCUCCCAUCUACACUGCCACCGGAAGCAAAUGGACCGCAUUCAAAUAUUGUUUGUACAGUGGUUUGUGUGAGCCAUUGGGUGCCAUCAUUUUUGGAUUCUUCUUUAGAGAGUACAUGACUCCAUAUCUUGUACAAUCAAUGUUGGCAGCUGUAGCCGGUAUCAUGUUAUUCAUGGUUGUCAAAGAAUUGAUGCCAGCCACUCUUAAAUAUGUUGACUCUGCUACAAUUUCAAAUAUUAUUGGUAUGUUUGCUAUUUUCUUGAGUAUUUAUUGGUUGCACGGAAUGUUGCCACAUGAUCAUGGUGAUGAUACUCUCACACCAAAUGAAAAGUUGACUUUCAAUCAAGUUCAUGGUGCCAACGAUCAUGGACACAGUCAUAGUCAUGGUGGUCAUGGACACAGCCACGGUGCCCACAGUCAUAGCCACAGCCACGGUGGUCAUGGUCACAGCCACGGUGCUCACGGUCACUCUCAUUAA